AUGCCAGCCCAGCAAGUCCACAACCGUCGCGCCCCGCAAAGUGCGAGGAAGGGCAAGCUGGGCGGGCGCAAGCCGGAUCUGGUCAUGGACGGCGGCGAGGACCCGUCACAGUGGCUCGGCUUCUCUCUCCCACCCCGCGGGCCCACCACAGGCCUUGUAGGCCCCCCAAGGCGUUCUCGCCGCGGAGACGCGUGGAAGGGCAGCGCGCUCACGCGCGAGAAGUUUGUCAACGCCAGCUUCCGCUUCAUGCUCAAGCCCACCGACGUCGUGGGGUACGGCGCUCACUUUGCCGACCCCGAUAUCAGCCUGCACUGGCCCAACAUCCUGCAGGUGCUCGUCCCGACCUUCUCGGCGUACUCUGUCGCGCAGGGUUUUGUAGAUACCGACACGGAUGACGACGCGGCCGGCGAGGAGGCGGCUGAGCGUCGUCGCCGGAUUGAAGAGGAGCGGCAGGGUCGCUCUUGCCCGAUCUGCCUCAGUAAGCCCGUCGCAGGCCGGAUGACCAAGUGCGGACACAUCUUCUGCCUGCCGUGCAUCCUGCACUUUAUCGCGUUAUCAGAGGUGCCAAAGGCCGCAAGCUGUCCAAUCUGUGGCGACACGAUCCAUGAGGGCAUGCUCAAGAGCGUGCGGUAUCUCGAUGCCGCGACGAUGGUGUCGGCGGCGCAGGGCGACAGUAGAAGUGCACCAUCGGCGGAGAUCGCGACGAUGAUGUCUGAGGCGCGUGCGAUAGACGAGUCGGAGGCGGCUGCAGCUGCGAACGGCGAUGAGACUGCGUCCCAUUCUUCGCUCGGUAAGAGGGCCCAUCGAAUUCAUAUGCGCCUGCUCCACCGGCCCCAGAUGACGACGCUCGCGCUCCCAUCUACGGCGACGUGGCCGUCCGACGCGAUCCCGCCGAUCAGCGCGCCAUGGUACUUUCUCCCGGAUGUCCUCACGUACUCGCGCUUCGCUCUCGCCUCACCCGAGUACAUGCUCAAGGAGUUGCAGCGUGAGCUCGCUGAGCUGAAGCGCGAAUGGGAUCUUCUCGCUGGUGACGAGCUAGGGCGCGCGUUUGUCAAGGGAGCGCGCGACAAGGUCGAGAGACAAGUGGGCAAGGUCGAGAUCGAGCUCAUGACCGACGCCGUUCGCAAGCAUGAGACCCAGGCGCGGCGCGCAUGGAGUGAGGCUGUUGGUGGCGAGCGGCGAGAGCAGGAGCGGCAACGUGAACGCGGACGCCGGGCCGCUGAACUCGUCGAGAAGGAGAAGCAAGACGACCACGAUCUCAACGUUCCGCUUGAGUUCCUGGCUGCGUCGGCAGCGGCGACGUACGGGAACGUCGAGACCGUACGUGUGCCCCCGAAUGUGGUUGUGGAACCAAACCCCAUGCCCAACCUCGACGCCGGGACGAAGAGUCAGCGACGCAAGAGCCGGGGCGGCGCGGCGCUGCUCACAUCACCUGCUCCAGCUGCCGCACCAGCAGCGUGCUUCUAUCAGUCGUCGCUUGGCGCCCACGUGUACCUUAGUGCGCUCGACAUGCGUAUCCUCCUCACCCACUUCGUCUCGUACGACAACCUCCCGCCCACACUCUCCUUCCCAACGACCGGCUACGACUCUGGGACCGUCACCGAAGAACUCAGAAAGAGGACAAAGUACCUCUCGCACCUACCGGUCGGAACAGAGGUCGUGUUCGUGGAGGCAAACCUCGUGGGCAUUGUGCCAGCCGAUGUGCUCGCCAAGUUUGAGCAGCCCCUCAAGACGCGGCGGGACAAGCGGCGCGCGCGCUGCCGUCGUGAGGACCGGGACAAGAAGCGCUGGGAAGAGGCUGAGCGCGCCAAGCGACCGCCCGAAGUCCACGUCGUGCACUCUGCGCUGGCGCCUCUCGCAGACGCCGAACUGGCGAUGGCACUCGAGCGCUCACGUCUCGACGCCGAGAACGCUGAGCACUUCCCGUCUAUGGACGCGGGGAGCCCGCCUCGCCCUACGUACGCGCCAGCCCCGCCAUCGCCGGUGAGCUCGUUCGCGAGCGCCCUCCGUGGCCCAUCCACUGCGCGCGUGUGGGGCCGGCCGCAGGAGGACAUUGACGGUGCUGGCGUUGACGCCGCGUGGGCCGGUUUCCAGGGCGAAGGGGAGCCUGAGCCCGAGGCUGCGGCUGCGGCUGAAGGGCGGAAGAAGAAGGGCAACAAAAAGGGCAAGAAGCUCGUGUUUGGCGGCGCAGGGCGGCAGGCAUAG
This is a messenger RNA of Cutaneotrichosporon cavernicola, 2205 nucleotides long. RefSeq lists its product as uncharacterized. Gene Ontology annotation, biological process: positive regulation of transcription by RNA polymerase II. The transcript has 2 exons. Gene Ontology annotation, molecular function: metal ion binding; transcription cis-regulatory region binding. The coding region runs from base 1 to 2205 and encodes 734 amino acids. The record is from RefSeq and is a predicted model, not a curated record. Lineage: Eukaryota; Fungi; Basidiomycota; Tremellomycetes; Trichosporonales; Trichosporonaceae.